UCUGAGCCUGCGGAGGCUGCGUGUCCAGCCGCAGGCAGGAGACUCAGCAGGUCCCUGUGUCCCCAAGGCCCUGAGCUCGUGACACCGGCCGGCCUGGCAGGGAGCAGGUGGCCACCAUGGCGAAGGAAGAAGAGGAUGAGAAGAAAGCCAAGAAAGGGAAGAAGGGGAAGAAGGCGCCGGAGCCGGAAAAGCCCAAGCGGAGCCUGAAGGGGACUUCGCGGCUGUUCAUGGGCUUCCGAGACCGCACGCCCAAGAUCUCCAAGAAGGGGCAGUUCCGGAGCGCGUCGGCAUUCUUCUGGGGUCUCCACACCGGACCCCAGAAGACCAAACGCAAGAAGAAGGCGCGCACGGUGCUCAAGUCCACGUCGAAGCUCAUGACGCAGAUGCGCGUGGGCAAGAAGAAGCGCGCCAUGAAGGGCAAGAAGCCGUCCUUCAUGGUGAUCCGCUUCCCUGGCCGGCGCGGCUACGGCCGCCUGCGCCCACGUGCCCAAUCGCUCAGCAAGGCGUCCACGGCCAUCAACUGGCUCACCAAGAAAUUCCUCAUCAAGAAGGCCGAGGAGUCGGGCAGCGCGCAGGCCACACUGGACGCCUGGAUGGACCGCUCCGGCUCCCGCGUGGGCUCGCGCAAGCUGCCCUUCCCGUCGGGCGCCGAGAUCCUGCAGCCCGGGGGUCGCCUGCGCAGGUUCCCGCGCGCCCACAGCAUCUACGAGUCGGGCGAGCCCGUGGGCUUCCUGCCCUUCGAGGACGAGGCCCCGUUCCGGCACUCGGGCUCCCGCAGGUCGCUGUACGGGCUGGAGGGCUUCCAGGACCUGGGCGAGUACUAUGACUACCACCGCGAGGGUGAUGACUACUACGACCGGCAGUCGCUGUACCAGUAUGAGGAGGAGCCCUACCGGGGCGCCUACGGCCUCCACGGCCCAGCCUGGCCGCCCUAUGACAACCCUCACGGGUACCCGCCCGAGGACCCCUACGACUACUACGGCCCAGACUACUACGGGGGCUCCUUCUACUCCAACUACGGCUACCGCUAUGGCUACGACGACUACGAGCCCCCCUACGCGGCCCCGUCGGGGUUCGCGUCUCCCUACGGCUACUACGACGCAUACGCGGGCGAGGCGCAACUGCACGGCUACUACCAGGACUCCUACGCCCCUUCCGACGCGGUUUACCCGCCCUACCCGCCCUACCCGCCCUACGACCUACCCUACCUGGAUCCCUACGCGCCGCCCUACAGCGCCCCCUACGGUGCCUCCCAUGGAGUCCCCUACGCUGAAGGCAUCUAUGGUGGCGGGGACCAGGCCAUCUACCCGCCCGAGGGGCCCUAUCUUCCGCCGGAGCAGUCGGCCUUCGCGUACCCGUGGGUGCCGCCGCCCAUCCUGUCACCUCACAACCCGUAUGCCCACCCCAUGGAUGACAUCGCGGAGCUGGAGGAGCCCGAGGAGGCGGGCAGCGAGCGGCAGGGCACGUCCUUCCGCCUGCCCAGCGCCGCCUUCUUCGAGCAGCAGGGCAUGGACAAGCCCGCCAGGUCCAAGUUGUCCCUCAUCCGCCGGUUCCGCCUCUUCCCGCGGCCCCAAGUGAAGCUGUUUGGGAAGGAGAAGUUGGACGUGCCCCUGCCGCCCUCCCUGGACAUCCCUCUGCCCUUGGGAGACGCGGACGAAGACGAAGAAGAGGAUGAGAUGCCGCCGCUGCCCCCGGUGCCCUACGGCCACCCCUUCUGGGGCUUCCUCACGCCGCGGCAGCGCCGCAUCCAGCGCGCCCUCUCGGCCUUCGGCGCCCCCCGGGGCCUGGGCUUCAGCUCUGACUUCGGACGCCCAGCGCCGCGCCCGGCCACCUCGCUGGCGCGGUUCCUCAAAAAGACCUUGUCGGAAAAGGAGCCCAUCCCGCGGCUGAAGAGCAGCCAGAAGGCCCGGGCGCGAGGCCCGGCGGUCAGGGAGGCGGCCUACAAGCGCUUCGGCUACAAGCUGGCCGGCAUGGACCCCGAGCGGCCCAACACGCCCAUCGUGCUGCGGAGGGCGCAGGCGCGCGCGCGCAACAACAACAACUCCCGCCGUCCGCCGUCCCCGCCGCGCGCCCCCAGCCCCGCCCCCAGCCUGCCGCCCGCCCCGGCCCUCGCCCCCGCCGGCCUGCCCCCGGGCCUUCCCCCGCCGGCUUCGCCCUACGGCUCGCUCCGCCGGCACCCGCCGCCCUGGGCCGCCCCGGCUCACGUGCCCCUCGCGUCCCAGGCCAGCUGGUGGGCCUUGGCCGAGCCCCCGCCCUUGAGCCCCGAGGGGCCCCCUGACCCUCUGGCCUUCCCCGGACCCCGUCUCUCCUUCAGGGGCUCCCGCCGGCGGGACGCGGCCUUCGGCUUCCCCGGGCCCUCGCCCCGGCCCUCGCUGAGGAGCCCGCCCCGCCUGGGGUACCGCUCACCCCUGGGGCCCCGCUCGCCCCUGGGGCCCUUGUCCCCCCAGCCCUCCGUCCGCCGCAGCCCCUUCCGGCCGCCCUUCUCGCCGCCGCCCCGCCGUCCCCGCUCGCUGCGGGAGCCCCCGUCUCCGCGCCGAGCCUCGGGGCGCCCGGGCGCACCCCGGUCGCCGGUGCUGGGCUCCCCGCGGCCGCCCUCGCCGCCCCCUCUGCUGGGCCCCAGCCCACGGAACCGCUCACUCAACCUGCCCUCGCGCCUCCCGCGCACGUGGCGCAGCCUCAGCGAGCCUCCCAUCAGGGCCGUGAAGCCCCGGCCGCGCCAGUCCUACCGCCUGCCGCCCGGCCCUCGCUCUUGGCGGGCGGCUGCCGCUGCCGCUGCCGCUGCUCCUGCGCCUGAGCACCAAGAGAGCCAGCGCGAGCCCGAGGACUCGGAGACGCUCUGGACAGUGCCCCCGCUGGCCCCCAGCUGGGACGUGGACAUGCCUGACACCCAGCGGCCACCAUCGCCCUGGCCGGGAGGCCCAGGCAGCCUCCGUGGCUUCUCCAGGCAAGCCGCUGUACCCCCAAACCCCUUCCUCCAGCACGUAGGCCCAGGGCUAUCCCCUGCUGCCCAUCCUGAAGAUCCAGCCUCUGACUCAACUGGUGUCCUCCUGGGUAGACAUCACGACCCAGGGCCUGGACAGCUGACCAAAUCGGCCAGCCCGAGCCUCAAGAAGCCUGAAGAAGAGGCCUGUCCGGCGGGCCCCCAGCCACCAGCAGAGCCUGAACCCCCGACCCUGACACCCCCCAAGGAUUCCCCCUCAGAGCGGAAAGCACUGAGGCCUAGCUUCUCCUACCCGCUGGCCGCCUCUGACCAGAUGAGGGCCACAUGGCCACCAUGGCGCCGCUGGGGGACACUGCCCAGGGCCCCAGCCCCCUUGGCGCCCUCUGGGGCCCCAGGACCCCUGCCCAAGGCGGGUGAAUGGCUCCAGGCAAGCCCUGGGCGUUUUGCUGUGGUCAUGCCUCGUGUGCAGAAGCUGAGCUCUUUCCAGCGAGCUUGUCCUGCUACCCUGCAGCCUCCCAUCCAGGAGCCAGAGCCCCAGCCCAGGCUGAGAACCUGGAGUCUGCUCUGGUCCCGCCUGUGGCUGCCGGCGGAGGCCCAUCAACCCUGCACACGAGUACACGCUCGCCCCCCGUCCUGCCGCCUGGGCCCUGGAGCUGCCGGCCUGCCCCAUGGGGGCCCCGGGGAAAAGGUCGGCCCCAAAGGCUGGUCGAACAAGAUGCACUCCAUCCGCAACCUGCCGUCCACACGGUUCCGCGAGCAGUGCCGGGAGGACGGCGUGGAGGACAUGACGCAGCUGGAAGACCUCCAGGAGACCACUGUGCUGGCCAACCUCAAGACCAGAUUUGAACGGAACCUCAUCUACACGUACAUCGGCAGCAUCCUGGUGUCGGUGAACCCGUACCGGAUGUUUGGGAUCUACGGGCUGGAGCAGGUGCAGCAGUACAGAGGGCGGGCCCUGGCCGAGAAUUCCCCGCACCUCUUUGCAAUUGCAAAUCUCGCCUUCGCCAAAAUGCUCGAUGCCAAACAGAACCAGUGCAUAAUCAUCAGCGGAGAGAGCGGCUCUGGAAAAACUGAGGCCACGAAGCUGAUUCUGCGCUACCUGGCGGCCAUGAACCAGAAACGGGGCGUCACACGGCAGAUAAAGAUCCUGGAGGCCACACCCCUCCUGGAGUCCUUCGGUAACGCCAAAACUGUCAGGAAUGACAACUCCAGCCGCUUUGGGAAGUUUGUGGAGAUCUUUCUGGAAGGGAGCGUGAUUUCUGGUGCCAUAACCUCGCAGUACCUGCUCGAGAAAUCCAGGAUCGUGUUUCAGGCCAAAAACGAGAGGAACUACCACAUCUUCUAUGAGCUGCUGGCUGGGCUGCCCGCCCAGCUCCGGCAGGCCUUCAGCCUGCAGGAGGCCGAGACCUACUACUACCUGAACCAGGGUGGGAACUGUGAGAUCUCAGGGAAGAGCGACGCGGACGACUUCCGCCGGCUGCUGGCCGCCAUGGAGGUGCUGGGCUUCAGCGCCGAGGACCAGGACAGCAUCUUUCGCAUUCUGGCCUCCAUCCUGCACCUGGGCAACGUCUACUUUGAGAAGUAUGAGACAGACGCGCAGGAGGUUGCCUCGGUGGUGAGUGCCCGGGAGAUCCAGGCCGUGGCCGAGCUGCUGCAGGUCUCCCCCGAGGGCCUGCAGAAGGCCAUCACCUUCAAAGUGACCGAGACAAUGCGAGAGAAGAUCUUCACCCCCCUGACCGUGGAGAGUGCCGUGGAUGCCAGGGAUGCCAUCGCCAAGGUCCUGUACGCGCUGCUUUUUGGCUGGCUCAUCGCCAGGGUCAACGCGCUGGUAUCCCCGCAGCAGGACGCGCUGUCCAUCGCCAUCCUGGACAUCUAUGGCUUCGAGGACCUGAGCUUCAACAGCUUCGAGCAGCUGUGCAUCAACUAUGCAAACGAGAGCCUCCAGUACCUCUUCAACAAGAUUGUCUUCCAGGAGGAGCAGGAGGAGUACAUCCGCGAGCAGAUGGACUGGCAGGAGAUCACCUUCGCCGACAAUCAGCCCUGCAUCAGCCUCAUCUCGCUGAAGCCCUACGGCAUCCUGCGUAUCCUCGACGACCAGUGCUGCUUCCCCCAGGCCACAGACCACACGUUUCUGCAGAAGUGCCAUUACCACCACGGCGCCAACCCACUCUACUCCAAACCCAAGAUGCCACUGCCCGAGUUCACCAUCAAGCACUACGCGGGCAAAGUCACCUACCAGGUGCACAAGUUCCUGGACAAGAACCAUGACCAGGUGCGCCAGGAUGUGCUGGACCUGUUUGUGCGGAGCCGGACACGGGUGGUGGCACACCUCUUCUCCAGCCAUGCCCCACAGGCUGCCCCUCAGCGCCUGGGAAAGAGCAGCUCCGUCACCCGACUCUACAAGGCGCACACGGUGGCCGCUAAGUUCCAGCAGUCGCUCCUGGAUCUGGUGGAAAAGAUGGAGAGGUGUAACCCCUUGUUCGUCAGGUGCCUGAAGCCCAACCACAAGAAGGAGCCAGGCCUCUUUGAGCCAGAUGUGGUGAUGGCCCAGCUACGGUAUUCGGGGGUGCUGGAGACUGUGCGGAUCCGCAAGGAGGGCUUUCCGGUGCGGCUGCCCUUCCAGGCAUUCAUCGACAGGUACCGCUGUCUAGUGUCCCUCCAGCACAACCUGCCAGCCAGUGGGGACAUGUGUGUGUCCAUGCUGAGCCGCCUGUGCACGGUCACGCCAAACAUGUACCGCGUCGGCGUCAGCAAGCUGUUCCUGAAGGAGCACCUGCACCAGCUGCUGGAGGGCAUGCGGGAGCACGUCCUGAACCGGGCAGCCGUCACGCUGCAGCGCUGCCUCCGCGGCUUCUUCAUUCAGCGGCGUUUCCGCUCCCUGCGCCGCAAGAUCAUCUUGCUGCAGAGCCGGGCCCGUGGCUACCUGGCCAGGCAGCGGCAUCAGCAGAUGAGAAGGCGUCUGGUGAAGUUCCGGGCCCUGGUGCACAUGUGCACAAGCCACCAGCGUCACCUCAAGCUGCGCCUUUACUGGAGGUUCUGUGGGCGCCAGGGAGGGGCCCUGCUCUGGGUGGUGGAGGAGCUGAGCAAGCGACAGGUGGUGGCUGUGGGGCACCUGGAGGUCCCGGGGGAGCUGGCUGGGCUCUUGCGAGCAGUGUCAGGCCUCAGGACGGGCCAGAUGCCCCGGGUGGCUCCCGUGCGGACUCCCCGGCUUCAGGCUGAGCCCCGGGUCACGCUGCCCCUGGAUAUCAACAACUACCCCAUGGCCAAGUUUGUCCGGUGCCACUUCAAGGAACCUGCCUUCGGGAUGCUGGCAGCGCCCCUGAGGACGCCCCUCACACGGCUGCCGGCGGAGCAUCAUGCAGAGGCCGUGGGCAUCUUCAAGCUGAUCCUGCGUUUCAUGGGCGACCCCCAGCUGCACGGAGCCCGGGACCACGUCUUCGGGAACUACAUCGUGCAGAAAGGGCUGGCGGUGCCCGAGCUGCGGGAUGAGAUCCUAGCGCAGCUGGCCAACCAGGUGUGGCGGAACCCCAGUGCCCACAACGCUGAGCGGGGCUGGCUCCUGCUGGCCGCCUGCCUCAGCGGCUUUGCGCCUUCCCCGCGCCUCGACAAGUACCUGCUCAAGUUUGUGUCUGACUAUGGGCGGAAUGGCUUCCAGGCUGUGUGUCAACAUCGCCUCAUGCAGGCCAUGGGCCAGGCUCAACAGCAGGGCUCUGGCGCUGCCCGCACCUUCCCUCUGACCCAGCUCGAGUGGAAAGCAACCCAGGAGAAGGCCGGAAUGGCGCUGGACGUGGGCUGCUUCAACGGUGACCAGUUCUCCUGCCCGGUGCACUCCUGGAGUACGGGGGAAGAGGUGGCUGGAGACAUUCUGAGGCACAGGGGGCUGACCGACGGCUGGCGGGGCUGGACGGUGGCUAGGAAGAAGGGGGUCCAGUGGGCAGAGCUGGCCGGCCACGACUACGUGUUGGACCUGGUGUCGGACCUCGAGCUACUCAGGGAGUUCCCGCGACAGAAAGCCUACUUCAUCGUGGGUGCAGAGGGGCCCACGGCUGGCAGGGGAGGUCCCAGGGUGUUUGGCAACAGCUGGGACUCGGACGAGGACGCGCCCGCUAGGCCCCAGCCCCUGGGGCACAUGCCCGUCGUGGCCAACUCCGAUGGGUACUGCAGCCACAAUGAGGACGGUACAAAUGGGGAGAUUGAGGCCCAGAGAGGGACAGCGACCCACCAAGACUCGGACAGCCUUGGGGAGCCCGCUGUGGCCCACAAAGGACUGGACUGCUACCUGGAUAGCCUCUUCGACCCCGUGCUGUCCUACGGGGAUGCGGACCUGGAGAAGCCAACAGCCAUUGCCUACCGCAUGAAAGGGGGAGGCCAGCCUGGUGGAGAUGGCAGUAGCGGCAGCAAAGGCGGCCCCCGGAGACCUCCAGAGCCAAGGCCAAAGCUAAUUCCAGGCCUGGACGCCUCCACGUUGGCCCUGCAGCAAGCCUUCAUCCGCAAGCAGGCAGUGCUGCUGGCCCGGGAGAUGACCCUGCAGGCCAUGGCGCUCCAGCAGCAGCCCCUGAGUCCCAGCCCAAGGCCAUCGCCCCCAGAGAAACCCAUAGCGCCAGAGGCCCUGCCGAAGUUCGUAGGCACCGGACUCCCGGCCAAGCCUGUGCUCUUGCGCUGCGCUCCAAAGCCUGUGGCUCCAGCUCCUCUGGUCAAGGCCCCGAGGCCCCCCACCAAGCCCGUGGCCGUCCCCAUUCUAGCUCAGGACCGGGCACCUCCAGAAUCCACUUCGCCCAGCCUAGAGCUGGUCCGGUCCUCGACCCUCAACUCGGAGCACUUCCCGCAGCCCACGCAGCAGAUCAAGGACAUCGUCAGGCAACACCAGCAGCCGCCCCGGGGAGGCCGGCCCGAAGCCUUCAGGAAGGACGGCGGGAGGGUGUUCGUGAAGCGGCCGGACCCCCACGAGGAGGCCCUGAUGAUCCUGAGGGGGCAGAUGAGCCAUGCAGCGGCAGCACCUGGCACCCAGGUCCCCAGAGAGGCCGUAGCCCUGGUGAAGCCAGUGACCAGCACACCAAGGCCAUCCGUGGGGCCCACUCCAGUGCUGGCCUCACGGUCUCUGGAGCCGGCCGAGGACCCCGUGCAGACGCGGCUGCACCGCCUCCUCAGCCCCGAUUUCUACGGCUACCAGGAUGCCCCCUGGCAGAUCUUCCUGCGCAAAGAGGUGUUCUACCCCAAGGACAGCUACAGCCACCCUGUGCAGCUGGACCUGCUGUUCCGCCAGAUCCUGCACGACACGUUCUCCGAGGCCUGCCUGCGCAUCUCUGCGGACGAGAGGCUCCGGAUGAAAGCCCUAUUUGCCCAGAACCAGCUGGACACGCAAAGGCCCUUGGUGACGGAGAGUGUGAAGCGGGCCGUGGUCAGCAUUGCACGCGACAGCUGGGAGGUCUAUUUCUCCCGCCUCUUCCCUGCCACGGGCAGCGUGGGCACCGGCGUGCAGAUCCUAGCUGUGUCCCACACGGGCAUCAAACUCCUGCACAUGGUCAAGGGCAGCCACGAGGCCGGUGGGCCGCUUCGGGUCCUGCGCACAUACAGCUUUGCAGAUAUCCUGUUUGUGACCAUCCCCUCCCAGAACAUGCUGGAGUUCAACUUGGCCAGCGAGAAGGUCAUUCUCUUCUCAGCCCGAGCUCACCAGGUCAAGACCCUGGUGGACGACUUCAUCCUGGAGCUGAAGAAGGACUCAGACUACGUGGUCGCUGUGAGGAACUUCCUGCCUGAGGACCCAGCGCUGCUGGCCUUCCACAAGGGUGACAUCAUCCACCUGCAGCCCCUGGAGCCACCUCGAAUGGGCUACAGUGCUGGCUGUGUGGUCGGCAAGAAGGUCGUGUACCUGGAGGAGCUGCGGCGUCGAGGUCCUGACUUCGGUUGGCGAUUUGGGACCAUCCAUGGGCGUGUGGGCCGCUUCCCUUCCGAGCUGGUGCAGCCUGCAGCUGCCCCCGACUUUCUGCAGCUGCCUGCAGAGCCGGGCCGGGGCCGCGCUGCCGCCGUGGCCGCUGCCGUGGCCUCCACUGCCGCGGCCCGGGAGGUGGGCCGCAGGAGGGAGGGUCCCCCAGUCAGGGCUGGCUCCGCGGACCGCAGGGAGGACGGCCUGGCUCUCCCACCGUACACAAUGCUCGAGUUUGCCCAGAAGUAUUUCCGAGACCCUCAGAGGAGACCCCAGGACGGCCUCAGGCCGAAAUCCAAGGAGGGUCGGGAGUCCAGAACCUUGGAGGACAUGCUUUGCUUCACCAAGACCCCGCUCCAGGACUCCCUCAUUGAGCUCAGCGACAGCAGCCUCAACAAGAUGGCCACAGACAUGUUUCUAGCUGUGAUGCGGUUCAUGGGGGACGCCUCGCUGAAGGGUCAGAGUGAACUGGACGUGCUUUGCACCCUCCUGAAGCUGUGCAGGGACCAUGAGGUCAUGCGGGACGAGUGUUACUGCCAAGUUGUGAAGCAGAUCACAGACAACACCAGCACCAAGCAGGACAGCUGCCAGCGAGGCUGGAGGCUGCUGUACAUCGUGGCUGCCUACCGCAGCUGCUCCGAAGUCCUCCAGCCACACCUCGUUCGCUUCCUCCAAGACGUGGGCCGGACCCCAGGCCUGCCCUUCCAGGGGAUCGCCAAGGCCUGUGAGCAGAACCUGCAGAGGACGCUGCGCUUCGGUGGCCGUCUGGAGCUCCCCAGCAGCAUGGAGCUUCGGGCUAUGUUGGCCGGCCGCAGUUCCAAGAGGCAGCUCUUUCUUCUCCCCGGAGGCCUUGAGCGCCAUCUCAAGAUCAAAACGUGCACCGUGGCCCUGGACGUGGUGGAGGAGAUCUGUGCUGAGAUGGCUCUGACCCGCCCCGAGGCCUUUGAUGAGUACGUCAUCUUUGUUGUCACCAACCGAGGCCAGCAUGUGUGCCCGCUCAGCCGCCGCGCCUACAUCCUGGACGUGGCCUCGGAGAUGGAGCAGGUGGAUGGUGGCUACACGCUGUGGUUCCGGCGCGUGCUCUGGGAUCAGCCGCUGAAGUUCGAGAAUGAGCUUUAUGUGACCAUGCACUACAACCAGGUGCUGCCCGACUACCUGAAGGGCCUGUUCAGCAGCAUGCCGGUCGGCCAGCCCGGCGAGCAGCAGCUGCAGCAGGUGUCCAAGCUGGCCGCGCUGCAGCACCGAGCCAAGGACCACUUCUACCUGCCCAGCACGCGCGAGGCCCAGGAGUACAUCCCGGCCCAGCUCUACCGCACUGUGGCCGCCGCGGCGUGGCUCAGCCUGCUCGGCCAGCACCAGCAGCAGAUGCAGGCGCUCAGCCCCCACCAGGCUCGCGCCCAGUUUCUGGGCCUCCUCAGCGCCUCGCCCAUGUUCGGCUCCUCCUUCUUCUUCGUCCAGAGCUGCAGCAACGGCGCGGUGCCCGCCCCCUGCAUCCUUGCGGUCAACCAGAAUGGCCUUAACUUCCUCAGCACCGAGACCCACGAGCUGAUGGUGAAGUUCUCCCUGAAGGAGAUCCAGUCGACGAGGACCCAGCGGCCCACGGCCAGCUCCAGCUACCCGUACGUGGAGAUCGCACUGGGGGAUGUGGCAACCCAGCGCACCAUGCAGCUGCAGCUGGAGCAGGGCCUGGAGCUGUGUCGCGUGGUGGCCGUGCACGUGGAGAACCUGCUCAGUGCCCGUGAGAAGCGGCUCACGCUGCCCCCCAGCGAGAUCACACUGCUCUGACCCAGCCCCCAGCCCCCAGCUGCCCUGUGCCAGGAGGCUUGCUGUGUGGUCCCAGGGGAGUUACUGGGAACCUUAGGGGAGACCAAGAGGCAGUAGGUGGCGUGGCGCAAGCCCCCAGGAACCUGAGAAGACUGAUCCAGCGUUGGGAUGGAGUUGCAGUGUGCAAACUUGGGUCAGAUGGCAGGAGGGACUUCCAAAGACUGACUAGUGGGGCCUCCUGCCACCUACCGCUGUGGCCCUGCUCCGACUCCCCCUGCGGCAGGGAAGCCCCACACCAGUAGCCUAGACCAACUGAACCUGCGUUUGCUUUCCUUGGGGUCUGAUGUUCAAAUCUGCUCCAUGUCCCUGCCCCGGCCCCUCACAUGUCCCCCCGUCAGGUGCCCCUGCACUGCUGCUGAGCUUGGGUUCCUGACUCUUGGUCAUUUCUGUGCAAAUAAAAGGUACGCCUGGCA
Messenger RNA from Delphinapterus leucas (beluga whale), 11101 nucleotides. The record is from RefSeq and is a predicted model, not a curated record. Lineage: Eukaryota; Metazoa; Chordata; Mammalia; Artiodactyla; Monodontidae.